Molecule: messenger RNA, 2040 nt
Organism: Paramecium tetraurelia
Lineage: Eukaryota; Ciliophora; Oligohymenophorea; Peniculida; Parameciidae
Exons: 4
Biological process (GO): transmembrane transport
Cellular component (GO): membrane
Molecular function (GO): ATP binding; ABC-type transporter activity; ATP hydrolysis activity
Source: RefSeq, a predicted model, not a curated record
AUGAGUAGCGAUAAUUUAAGAAAAGGAUUAAUAAACGAUAGCUUCGGAGAUUUCGGGAGUUUUGUAGAGACCCUCAUCCCAGAGCAGAAAAAAACAGCCAGAGAAAAAGCAGGAUUUUUGGGCAAAUUGUUUGUAUCCUGGAUUUAUCCAACGCUGUAAGAAUUACUUAUUAGGUUUAGAAAACUAGCUUAAAAACAGCCAUUAGAAGUGGAAACUAUUCAGCCACUUUCAAAAACAGAGAGAUCCUCAUAUUUAUAUGAAAAAUUCAAAAAUUAAUUGAUCAUUACCUAGAGAGGGGAAAACACAAUAUUUAAAGCUUUGUAUUAAACUUUUCAGAAGCAAAUCAUAAUUACUUUUGUAUGGUUGAUAAUAUCAGUCUGUACUUCCGUAGUUAUCCCUAUUAUGAUUAAAAGCAUUAUAGAUUAUAUUACAAAUUAGGAAGAAGAUUAUUAUUAUGCUUCGACAAUUAUCGCUGUUAUUAUAAUAUCAAGAGCAAUCAAUAUGAUAGCAAAUGCCUAAGCAAGACUAGAGAUUAGAUCCUUCGGAUUCGAUGCCUAAUCUGUGCUUUCGGUAGAAUUAAUGAGUAAAAGUUUACGAACUUCUUUCUUAAGCAAUCCUAGAUACACGACUGGUGAAGUGAUAAAUUUGAUGUAAGUGGAUGCAGGGAAACUAUAAUUUGUUACUUAUUAUUUAGGUGUUGCUCUAUUGGUUCCAAUCUAAUUAAUAGUUACUGUAUAUUUAAUGUUUGCUUAUAUUGGAUUGUCAUUUCUCGGUGGCUUCGGAAUAAUGAUAUUAACGGCAGUAUGGAAUACAUUGAUAGGAAAGUUCCUCAUGAAAUACUAAUAGACGAUGAUGAAGGAGAAGGACAAGAGAACCAAUUGUGCAAUACUAGAUAUUUUCAUAAAUCAAUUCUUUAGAGAAAAACUUUUUAAAUUGAGGAAAGCUGAAAUUGAUAUCACCAGAAAGCGUUAUUUUGGAACUGCAUUUUACAUAUUUUCAGUAUGGUUAAGUCCACUAUUAAUAUUGUGUGGGACCUUCCUAAUGCACAUUCUAUUAGGUCAUCAACUAAGUGCUGGUAGUACCUUUGCAAUUAUCAGUUUAUUCUAAAUGUUACAAUAACCUUUGUUGCAAUUGCCAAUAGCCAUCAAUGAAGUCAUGGCUACAAAUAUAAGUUUAAAAAGAAUAUAGAAAUUUUUAUUUACUGACGAAUUAUAAUCUGAUUGCAUUUAGUUUGAUUAUUAUGGAGAUGAAAGAUCAGUUGAAAUAAGGGGUGGUAACUUCUAUUGGUCAACACUAAAAAAGGAAGAGAUUGACGAGUAAGAGAAGAAGGAGUAAGAAAACAAAAAGAAGAAGAAACAAAAGAAAACUAAAAAGUUACAAAAACAAGUCUUAUUUAAUAUCAAUAUGGAAAUAAAGAAGGGGAUGAUGAUUGGCAUAAUAGGAGAUGUGGGAGCAGGCAAGACUUCGAUUUUAUAGGCGAUAAUAGGGGAGAUGCUGUAUAACCCUGAGAAUCCUCCCAAGGUUACGAUAACAGGGUCAUUAGCAUAUGUAGGAUAGAAAUAUUGGAUAUAAAAUUUAACUGUAAAAGAAAACAUCUUAUUCGGAUUAGAGUAUAAGGAAUAGAAAUACUAGAAUGCACUUAAAUAUUCCUGUUUAUCGUAGGAUUUGAAGAUAUUAAUAAAAGGGGAUGAGACAAUGAUUGGAGAAAAGGGAAUAAACCUAUCUGGUGGUUAAAAAGCAAGAAUAAGUUUGGCUAGGGCUAUAUACAGUGAUGCUGACAUAAUAUUAUUGGAUGAUCCAAUAAGUGCAGUUGAUGCUCAUGUAGGUAAUUUCAUUAUGAAUGAAUGUUUAAAUGGAUAUUUGAGAAAUAAAACAAGAAUUCUUAUCACCCACGCCUUAAAUAGUUUACAGUAUGUGGACUACAUAUAUUUAUUGGAAAAUGGAGCAGUAAUUGAGUAGGGCACAUUCCAAGAAAUUAAAUAAUUCAACUAGUUUUAAUUCAAUAUUCCAAAAGUUAUACAAAAAUCAACAUCAAAAUGA